Messenger RNA from Kwoniella shivajii, 1611 nucleotides. RefSeq lists its product as uncharacterized. The transcript is spliced from 3 exons. The record is from RefSeq and is a predicted model, not a curated record. Lineage: Eukaryota; Fungi; Basidiomycota; Tremellomycetes; Tremellales; Cryptococcaceae. The coding region runs from base 1 to 1611 and encodes 536 amino acids.
AUGCCUGCUUCACCGUCUCCUUAUCUCACGCCCCCCCCUACUCUCCCUCCGACCGCCUGCUCUUCCCGCCGCUCAUCACUCGCCGAUAACCCUUUGCCCCAUCAACGACUCCUUCGACAACGACCUGAUUCCCAACAUGCGCUACCUAAUGUGCGAAUCCGAUUACCUGCUCUGUCGACGAUUCCUGAUCGCAGUGGAGGUGAGGAUGGCGAAGACGAAGAAGACGACGGUUCAGGCGGUCGUGCCGAUAAGCGAAGACGAACGAACAAAGGUGGUAAAGCAGUCGAAGUGAUACCUUCACCCAGAAGAGAUAAAGGGGAAGGUUCAUCUACUUCACCUUCGCAUCACGCAACCCAAUCGUCCUCACUCGCUACUCGGCAUGGGCGUGGCAACGGUUCGACAUUGGCACCCAUAAAACCGAUUGGUUUCGCAGCUUCAAGAGAAGCCAGAAGGGACGAUGGAAAUCAAGCCAUACCUUCACCUGUUGUGAUGGGAUUUGACUUCAAAGCCGUUGAUGAAGAUCAACUCAAGACUGUACGAGACACGAUUUCAAUCAAAGAACAACAACAAGCUCUGAUCGCCGCAAGGAGAAGAGAGGUUGCUCAAUCUCAACCCUCAACACCCAAAGAGCUGACUUUCAGAGGUUGGGCACCGAAAGAUAACAUUCCGCCCGAAAGUGUGAAUGCCAGUAAUACUCCAAGAGGAAGUAUCAGCGGUAGUACAAGUGGCGGCGCUGCACCUAACAGUGGGGGCGGUGUAGGUAGAAGAAGAGAAAAAACUAGGGAUAAAGUAGAAAAAAUGAGUAUCGUCACUUCUGCCACUGAGAGAGACGUAGUACCGGGCUCAAAGAGUGCACCACUAAAUCAAGGACUUGCAUCUCAACAAGAGUCGCCUCGAGAACCACCAUCAGGUAGUCAAACCGCCUUACCUCCGCACAUACUCCCCCCACUUCAUGGAUACAAUCAUCAUGCCAAUGGACUUACCGAUCCUCGAACAGCACCUAUAAGUCAUAGCCGAACGCGAAAUGGUGGUGAGGAUCAUGAAUUCGCUAGACAACAAGGACCAUAUUAUGGUGUACCUCAAAGUAGACCUUUAGCAAGACCAUAUGAAUCACAACAGAACCUAAGAGGUCCAACGGCUGCAUCGGAUCGCAGGAACUUUUCGGUACCUUCAAACAAUUUACAGCCACCUUCAUCUUCAUCAAGAUACGAAUCACGUCGACCAAGUGGUAGUGGUCCUGGUGGUCCAUCAGCUCAGGGACAUUCAGACUCACCUAUAUCACCUAGGGUACCAAGAGAAACUUUCCUAGCUCCAUUUCACCAAUUAUACGACCUAUACACUGCGACUGAUCAUCUUAGAUACAACCUACAAGAUCUUCUACAUCGAUACGAAGGUGCAUAUCAGUCGCAACUUUCCUCAAUGUCAGAGUUCAAGAACACUGCAAAUGCUAGUAACACCUUAUUGGGCAAUUUACAAGCUUCAGCUGACAGUCUGAAAGAUAUGGUCAGAUAUGAGGUCGAAAGGAGUAAUACCAAUAAAGAUAGGGAGAUUGAAGAACUGAGGGAAAGAUUGAAGAGGCUGGAGGAGAAGAUCGAGGAGAAGAAGGAAUAG